AUGGAGGAGAAUUGCCAGAGGCUAGAGACUAUGAAAGCCGACAUCCUGGCAGCGGUGGAUGAGAAGCUGUCUGGGAGGAUAAAGGUCGCCCAAGCUCCGGUCGAACAACCCAACCCGCCAACUGCCCCGCUUUUCUCCCAACCUUUCGCGUGUGACAACUCCCCAGAUGCAGCGCUCGCGGCGGCCGUGAACAUGGUCGAGAGAUGGGGGUUUGCAGGCCGACAGGAGAUGUUGGAGUCGGAAGGACGUACAGAGACGGGAGUGGAACGCACCAGGGUUGGAAGAGAGGCGCAGAUGGGACGUAGCGAGCACACGGCGGUGACCAGUGUGGGGCGGGCAGAUAAGGAUGUAGAAAGGGCGAAUGAAGAACGUACUAGUGAGGCUGCAGAGCAACAGCGGCGCAAGGAGGAUGCAGAGUGGCAGAGAGCGCUCGAGGAGGCGCAGUGUGCUGUUAGAGAGGCGGAAGAGGCGAGACUAAGAGUCGAACAGGAACGGGUGGCAGCGCAGAGGCGAGCAGCGAGGGCGGCAGCACUUUCGAUGGCAGAGGCAAGGCGGAAACGCCUUGAGGAGGAUGCUGCACGGGAGAGGGCAGAAGCGGAACGACGGCAUAGGGAAAUGGAGAUUGAGCGAAAGCGACUUGAGGACGAGCUAGCGCGUUUGGCAAUGGAGGACGAGCAAGAUAACACGGCAGACUUAGGGCUGCAAAGCGAUCACAUAACUUCACAUGUUGGGCGGCAAGAGGUUGGGUCCGGUCUGCUGGUGUCGUAUUUCUGGGGGAAGCUGGUGGAAAAUUGGGAGUUCGUGCUUUCGGUGCAGAGCGGGAGACCAUUUCCUGGUCUUGGCAAAGGAACAUACUCGAAGGAGGAAAUACUUGCCUGGCUGAUAACGACAUGCCGCGAUCAUUUCGGGGGCCCCGCGAACAAGCAAGUAGCCGACCUGGUAGAGUUGGACGACGAUGCGGACUCAGACUCUACGUGCGAUUUGCGAUCUGGGGAAGACGAGGAAGAGGAGGAAGCCGCGGAGGCGCAUGCCGACACAGGGGUCCGUGCACCGUCUACGUUGUUGCUAACGCGGAAGCCGAGGACGCGCCAUACCCAGUCGGGCCCUUCAAAUGUGUCGGUGUUGACCAAGGGGGGUAUGUCAGAUCCUUUGCAGAGCACAGAGGCGGGGACUAUGCACAGCAACGACGCUAAGUGUGGGUUCAUGAAGGGUGCUCUACAAGAGGCCGAAAGACUAAGGGUGCAGCGGCGCAGACAGGCGGAAGGGACUUCACAAGAGGUGAAGUUGGGAGAGCAUGCGGCGGCUCGGACGAUGGCUGGAAGUAAUGUUGAAAGGCCGAUCGAGCAGCGCAGACAUGGCGGAGAGUCAUCUGCAAAAAAUUUGAAGAAGCUUCCUGACGCCGACCGAAUGAGUGGACCGCCGGAGAUCGCGGCGGAUACGGAUGCGUCGAGAGAGAGGUGUGAGAUGGUCGGUGUCGAUGUUGAGGCGCUUCAACGGUCCUUGAAGCCGUUUAUAGAGCAGUACGUCGAAGAAUUGAUAAUGCGGGCGGAAGAGAAGCAGGUGGCUGAUACCACAGACCAUCAACGGCAGUUUGCAAAGGCGCUGAAGGAAGAGAUAAUGGCCGCUGUGCACGGGAAGCGAAACACGGGGCGAGAGGUGGAAAUCGGGGGGGCUGGCAUGCUGCAUUCGCCUCCAGCAACGGCCGCAGGUGUUUUGUUGGCGCCUUCAAUUCCAGAUGCCGCCCCUUCCACCCCCCUGCAGCAUACUAACAUCCAUGGUAUGACUAUGGGUGUUUCGGUGGAUGUUGAAGCGGUAGAUAAGGAAGUACAAAAAGGUGGUGAGAUCGGACAGCCACAGACAGGUGUGGGCAAAGGGAAGGUGCGAGAGGGGGCGAAGGUGGUAACGGGGGAACCAUUGGCGCACGCGGGUAUGGAGGGUGGUGCAGAAGGUGUCAGAGAGGACGUGCAGAUCAUGGAAAGAGGAGGCGAACACGACGAGGUGGAAGAGAAAGAACACGGGAGCGCGGACGGCAAGGAGGCAGAGAGGGUGGAGGAGACUUCUGGUGAAAAGAAGAAUGCGGAUUUGGUCGUUCAACUAGCAGACAUGGAAGCGGAAGAGAAGCGUCUGGCAGCGAAGGAAGAGGAGGAGAGAACUCGGGCUGCGGAGCGUAUGAGGGCUCUGGCGUCGGAGAGGGCGCGACUAUCUGCUGCACGACUUCGACUGAUGCAGGAACGGCAACCGGAGGAUCAUGGUGCUGGAAAGCCGGCAAUGGAAACCUCUGGUGAAGACAGGCUUCGUCAAAUGCCUGAACAUUCAGAGGGUACACGUGGGUUGAAAAGGGGGAGGGAUGUGGAGGCGGACCAGAGCGAGUCGCAGACAGGUGCAGAUGAAGCGAUUGCUAGUGAUGGGGACGGGAUCGGAGAGGGCAAGAGAGGAAAUGUUUGUGUUGUAGCAGACGGUCUCGGUAAAGUGUUCGGGGAAGAUAAGCCGUACAAAGCAGGUGGGUUUUUCAAGCGGAAGACGGGAACAGUGGGAGGCAAGUACUGCUCCGAGCAGACAGUUGGAGGGUGCAAGAGAAAUCUGGGAAAUUUUGAAAGCGAGCGGAAUAGUAACUUCAGCAUCGCCAUCUGCUGGAUGGCAUACACUCCAGAUGCGGACCUGCUCGCCUACGGCAUGGAUAAGGAGGAUGUCCAAGCGUGGUCGGCACAUCUGAACCUUGCCAAGCAGCUGCCGACAGGUGUUUGGAGCGUUCUGAACGAGCUGCACAUUUCCCGGAUUGAGAAGUGA
Messenger RNA from Closterium sp. Naga37s-1, 2787 nucleotides. NCBI's taxonomy places the organism in Eukaryota, Viridiplantae, Streptophyta, Zygnematophyceae, Desmidiales, Closteriaceae. The record is from the annotation of a GenBank genome assembly.